Messenger RNA from Diprion similis, 1988 nucleotides. RefSeq lists its product as uncharacterized. Lineage: Eukaryota; Metazoa; Arthropoda; Insecta; Hymenoptera; Diprionidae. The transcript is spliced from 12 exons. Bases 36 to 1922 code for a protein of 628 amino acids. The record is from RefSeq and is a predicted model, not a curated record.
UAAUUGCUACAUUUGUACUCAGCAUUGCGUUGGUAAUGGCACUUCCAGCAACUGCAAUGGUUUCUAAAAACUACCUAGCGCUAAGUCUUGGAUUCGCCGUUUUUGCUUCUGUGAUAGCAUCAGAUCUAAGGCGUAUCUUACCACUGGAUUUGAAAAUUCGAGAGGGAGAAGAUCUUCAGCUUCGCCUGACAACUGCAUUACCUAACACCGUAUCAUGCUAUGUAAAGACACCAUUAUUAACAAGCUUCAAUCUCGAGAGCGGGGAAUCUGACAGUUCGAACAGAAUAAACUACUGGACGGAGAAUGGGGAAUGUGGCGUUAGAGCCCGAAGUGUGACGAAAGAGGACACAGGAAGAUGGAGACUUACUGCAAAAAAUGCUAGUCAUACGCUUGUAGAUGCAACGUUCAUCGAGGUCUUGGAUAAAGUGAGCGAGUCAGAAAAAAGUUAUGAUAUCGAAAGUGGCUUAGAAUACACUCUGAUGCUUAAAGAAAACACCAAAUAUUGCUCGGUUGACCAACCUCAUUCUGAAGAGACUCUACUCGUAGGUGGGGAGUGUAAAGUUGAACUACAGCAGCCUACAGCUGCUGUUCGGGGUAACUGGACGGCAACAACAGGAGUGGUUGGUCAAUUGCAGGAAAUACCUGCUAAGGUGGAAUUAAAUGUUUACCAAGACCAGCUUGCAGUUGGAUAUGUAAUACACCAUGAUUCCAAUACCAUAAAUGCUUACUGCAACCUUAGGGAUAGUGAGAAGGAAUUGGAAUUUUGUAGAUUUGUACGACCUGAUAGCACACAGACAGGCUAUCAAUUGAGUGAGGGCUUACACAGCGGAAGAUACGGAUACUAUGGAGCAGGACUCAAGAAGGGCGAGUGUGGUAUAACAAUUGAAAUGCCCACGCAAGAGGAUUAUGGACAAUGGCAGUGCUCCGUUGGUGUUAAAGAUGAAGUACCAUUUGGUACCUACGUUCAGAUAACCAGUGGUACUAAUCGUGCUCCAACUAUUAGAGGCGAAGCCUUGCCAACAGAAGCAACAGCUACUUACUUACAUGGCAAAUUACAGCUCAGAUGUGAAGCUAAUGUCCCGAUAAGUUACUGCUGGUUCCGCGGACCAGAUGGCGAAAUUUUCACACCGACCCAAUCACUGCAGCAAGAAGACCUUCCAUACAAGUAUAUUGGUAACGGAUUUGGGAAAGGGCAAUGUGGUAUGGAGAUAAAAACUGCAGAAGUUAAACAUGACGGUCAGUGGACAUGUCACAUGGGUCCCAAUACACCUGGGUUUGAACUGGUAUCUACCAUUGAUGUUAAGGUUGCAGAGACACCUCUGGCAGCAAAGUAUCGCCACAUCAGUACUAAAAAUCAACGAACUUUGACCUUAGAAUGCAGGACUGUUCCUGAAAAAGUUUCCAUCAGUUAUUGUCGAUUCCUUAUGCCUGACGGUACCGGCAUUCAUAUAAGUGAUGAAAUAUCUGAAAAUAACCCAUUGUUACUUGGAAACGCACAUUAUUCAUUUUAUGGCGAUGGAUUGCGAUUAGGUGGCUGUGGAUUGAAAGUCGACAGGAUACUACCUAAGCACUUGGGCACUUGGACUUGUGCUGCUCGUCUAGAAGUCGCGAUAAACAAUAGCGAAGCAUUUGAUAAUAUUGUCGUAGCAAGUACAGAAUCAUCCGCACAAAACGGAGCUGGAGAAGAAAAGCUAACUGCUAGUGCAACUGCCGGUAUAGUAUCUGGAGUAAUAAUCUUGGCAGGAGUUCUCGCAGCAGGAUCUAUGUACACGGUGAAAUGGAUCAAGGCCAGAAAAUUGCAGGACAAUACCAGUAGACUGGAAGUAAUUUCUGUAUCUACAGACGAAUCCAGAAGAAGUUCUAGUUCGACGAAUUCUGGCAUCAGUUUAGUAGACGUGGCACCUCGCAGUGGACGGGCAUAAGUUCUAUCGCAUUGUAAUAUAAAAAUACUAAUACUUUUGUUAAAAAUUGAAAAUGACCAACAUCUG